CUGAUUCGUUAAACGUCCAAAAUUUCGGGAACCCACUUUCUCAAACCUCACUUUGGAGCAGUCGAGGACAUUUCUACUAAUAGCGCGUGCAGCGGACAACAUUUUUUUACAAUUUUAUAGUUUUCGUGUUUUUGAAGAUUCUUUCUAGAACUUCACGUGCGACUUGAGCUGCGACGUAAAAUGUAAAAUGGCCGGACCGCGACCGGGUGCCGAUUGUCAGCUGUCAAAGCGUCAUUUCCAGAAAUAUUCUUCUACUUUUAAAAGUCAUAACUGUCAAAAAAUUACUUCACAUCACCACUUGGCCAGAUAAUCCUUGUAACUGAGGCCAUCUAAAGCGAAAAGAGGAAGAAGACUUACUAUAACCUAUAAAUUAAUCACCUAUAAAUAUAAAAAAAAUCAAAACAAUAAUAAUACUCGAAAAUGAGUAUACCUUUGUUUCCAAAUUUGAAGCCAAGAUUGAUUCAUUCAUCUUGGUUUGAUGUAGAUCAGCCUUGUGAUGAUGAAGAUGAAGUGUCUCAGCUUGAAAGAGAACACCAAAGCUGGUUGCAGCAAAUAAAGCAGAGAAAUUCUGAUUUGACUCCUAUCGGCAAAACAGCUUCUGAGAAUAUGGAAGAGGAUGAGGAAGAAGAUGAUGAAGACGACAAUGAUGAUGACGAUGAAUCUGAAACACAUGAUGAAGAGGAAGAAGAUGAAAUUGAGAUGGAUGUGUCACAAGAAAGAAGUUCUCCUGUUGAUGUUAGUAUCAGACUUGUUCAGGGCCAUGGUGUUAGAUAAUUACCUCUCCUGAGGAUAAUCAUUAUAUAAUAUUUUGUCUAGUUGUAUUCCAAAGGUGGAAUUUUUGGAAAUACUUAUAUUACAAAAGAAACAUCAUUAUGAAUACUAAGUGAAACUAAAUUUACUAGUGUAGGUCAUUUCAACUGAAUGUGAUGUGGCAGAAGUGAAAUAUUUAAUAAAUAUACUCCUGGAACUUGUGAAAGUUUCUCCCAAAUAUUCUGAAAUUUUGAUUUUUCAUUGCAUUUACUAAUCCAAAUGUUUGCAUUGCCAAAUUACCAAUAUGGGU
Phaedon cochleariae (mustard beetle) is the source of this 1060-nucleotide messenger RNA. NCBI's taxonomy places the organism in Eukaryota, Metazoa, Arthropoda, Insecta, Coleoptera, Chrysomelidae. The record is from the annotation of a GenBank genome assembly.